Molecule: messenger RNA, 465 nt
Organism: Amborella trichopoda
Lineage: Eukaryota; Viridiplantae; Streptophyta; Magnoliopsida; Amborellales; Amborellaceae
Molecular function (GO): nucleic acid binding
Source: RefSeq, a predicted model, not a curated record
AUGGGAAGCUGGGAUGACCAUUUACUCCUGAUUGAGUUUGCCUAUAAUAACAUCUUCCAAGCCAGUAUUCAGAUGACACCAUUUGGAGCCUUGUAUGGAAAGAAGUGCAGGUCACUCAUUUGUUGGGAUGAUAUUAGUGAAAGAGGGCUUUUGAGGCCAGAAAUCGUUCAGGUGACCUUAGAUAAUAUAACAUUGAUUCGAGAGAAGCUCAAGAUACCUCAGAGUCGGCAUAAGAGUUACGUCGAUAAUCGAAGGAGAGACCUCGAGUUUGAGGUGGCUAAUCGGCCCGACCCAUCCUAUGUCCUAAGAUAUGAGCCUUUAUCGAUCAGAGAGUAUAUGAACUUCAUUGAGCAGCCAGUUCAGAUACUGGAUAUGAGGGUGGAGCUGUUGCGUAACAAAGAGAUUCCUCUAGUCAGUGUAUUGUGGCAAUAUCAUUCAGGAGGAGAGCUGGGAACAGGAAUAUGA